GAAAGCAUGAUUUCUGAUAAAGGAAUAGCAAUCAAAUUUCUUCUUUUUGUUCUAGUUUGUGUCUUUGUUUCAGGAGAUGACACAGAAGUGAGAUGCAUAGAGAGGGAGAGAGAAGCUCUUCUGAGCUUCAAGAACAGCCUCAUCGGUGAUGAUGGUAUUCUCUCGUCAUGGCGAAGUGACGAAUGCUGCGAAUGGUACGGUGUUGAGUGCAGCAACACCACUCGCCAUGUCAUCGCCCUCCAACUUAAUGCUUGUGAUUUGGAAGGUGGAUUGCAAGGUAAGGUUGGUUCUUCCUUGCUUGAGUUGCAUCAUUUAAACUAUCUUGAUCUCAGUUGCAAUUAUUUUGGAGGCAAUCCAAUCCCGGAAUUCAUUGGUUCCAUGAAACAAUUACAACACUUAUUUCUCAAGUAUUCUCACUUUUCUGGGAUCAUUCCUCCUCAGAUACGUAACCUUACCAACCUACGCUCACUUGAUCUCUCAUAUAACUCUUUGACGACUGAGAAUCUCGAUUGGCUUUCAAGUUUCUCUUUGUUGUCUUUUCUUGGUUUGAGUCAAAUCGACUUAAGUCACACCAAUUGGCUGCAGCAUAUCACAAGUCUUCAUUCCCUAUAUGAGUUGCACUUGAAAUCUUGUGGCCUCAAGGAUAAUAAACCUUCUUCUAAUUCUUCUUCCACAUCUCUUCUUUCUAUCAUUGAUCUGUCAUAUAAUAACCUCACUUCUUCCUCGUUCGAUUGGUUAUCUAACAUGAACACAAGUCUAGUGGAAAUAGACCUGUCAGGCAAUGCUUUUGGUGGCCCGAUUCCUAUUGCAUUCAUAGAGAGUUUGGUUCUUAUUGAGCAUCUUGAUCUUUCUAGUAACAUGCUUCAAGGUCAAAUCCUACAAUCUUUGUGCAAUCUCAGUCGUCUGCGCGUCUUAGUCCUUUAUAAAAAUGAAAUUAGAGGAGAGCUUGAUGAGUUGUUUGGAAAUAUAUCCGUCAAAGGAAUUUUGGAAUCACUCCAAAUUCUAGAUUUGGCUGAUAAUAAAUUCAAUGGUUUAGUGCCAGACUUGAGAGCAUUUUCUGCAUUGACAGAAGUGUACCUUAGGGGAAACAACUUCACGGGCUCCACGCCUCUAAGUAUUGGCCAACUCUCCGAGCUUCAAGUUCUAGAUCUUUCUAAUAAUUCUUUGGAAGGUUUAGUCUCUGAAUCCCAUCUCAUCAAACUUGACAAGCUAAAGAUACUAGAUUUAUCUUACAAUUCAUUGACCUUGCAUAUUGCCCCUGAUUGGAGUCCUACUUUUCAGUUGCAUAUGAUAUUUUUAGGAGGAUGCAAUGUGGGCCCAUCUUUCCCAAAAUGGAUCCAAACUCAGAGGAAUUUGUCAUACCUUGAUCUCUCUAGAGGUGGCAUACGAGAUGAAGCCCCAACAUGGUUGUGGACUAUAUUCCCUUCAUUAGACACCAUAUAUCUCUCUGACAAUCAAAUAACUGGUUCUAUUCCUAAUCUCUCAUCCACUUCCAUCAUAUACUUAGAACUUAGUAACAAUAGAUUCUCAGGUCCUAUUCCAUUAUUUUAUGCCAAUGCUCGUACUAUUCAGUUGAAUGGAAAUAUGUUCUCUGGUUCAAUUUCAUCUAUUUGCAAACUUCCCCACCAUCAUCUUUGGAGCCUUGACCUCUCCAAUAAUAAGCUGGUAGGAGAGGUUCCCGACUGCUGGGAGAAAAUGCCAGCCUUGUUCUCUUUGAAUUUGGCCGACAACAGUUUUUUGGGUGAAAUUCCUCGCUCUUUCGGCUCUUUAGUUCAACUCAAUACGCUGCGGUUGCGCGGUAAUAAUUUAUCUGGAGAGUUGCCUUCUAGUUUGAGAGUUUGCCAGUAUUUGAGGUUAGUUGAUGUUGGAGGGAAUGAGUUAACAGGAGAGAUCCCUACUUGGAUUGGCGAGAUGUAUAACAUGGAAAUUCUAAAUCUUCGCGGGAAUAAAUUGCAUGGCAGUAUUCCUCCUCAGAUUUGCAAUCUCACUGAUAUUCGAAUUCUGAACUUGUCGUCUGGGAAAAUACCUGAUUGCUUUAAUAAUUUUACUCAGAUGGUUGAGAAGAAUACCAAACAAGCUUAUCCGUCAGUUGGUCUUAGUUAUAUCUACAUAUCCCAUUACAGUGAUAAUCUUCCAAAUAAAAAAUUUCGACUUUUCUAUGAAUAUUUGUCAGUUCAAUGGAAAGGUCGAGAAUGGGAAUAUAGGAAAAAUCUCAAACUUCUCAAACUCAUUGAUCUUUCAAGCAAUAGAUUGAGCGGAAGCAUUCCCAAAUCAUUUUCCAGUAUGCUUGGAUUAAUUUCCUUGAACCUAUCAAGAAAUAGUUUGUCAGGAAAUAUAAAUCGAGAUAUUGGUGAGAUGGAGAUGCUAGAAUGUCUUGAUUUAUCACACAACCAAUUUUCCGGUGCAUUACCCACAAGCUUGCCACAAUUACACUACUUGGCCGUUCUCGACUUGUCGAACAACUUCUUAUUCGGGAAAAUUCCAACGAGUACUCAACUUCAGAGCUUCAACGCAUCUGCUUAUGCCGAGAAUGAUGGACUCUGUGGGCCCCCUCUGCCGGCAUUGUGCCCCGAAGAUAGCUUGAGGCCAUCCACCACUAAUCCGGGUGAAAACAUGAAUGAGAAAGACGACAACGGCCUCUCAUUUAUGCAAGAAGUUGGCAUAUCAAUGGCCUUUGGUGUUAUUUUUGGAUUUUGGGGAGUUGUUGGUACUUUCAUACUCAAGAAAUCAUGGAGAAUUGCAUACUUCAAUUUCUGGGAUGCUGUUGGAGAUUGGUUCUACGUGAAGAUUGCUGUGUUUGUGUCCAAAUGGAGACGGAGCUGAAAUACAAAUACAGGAUUGGUCGUGGAUAGCAUAAGAAGAAAUGAGGAAGAACUACUGCUUAUUAAUUAUAGUGCAAUUGUUAUGUGUUUUUUCUACUUUAAUUUUGUCAUAGUUCAUCAUAUACCUACCAACACAUUUCAGCCAGG
Salvia miltiorrhiza (redroot sage) is the source of this 2969-nucleotide messenger RNA. Its product is annotated as receptor-like protein EIX1. The record is from RefSeq and is a predicted model, not a curated record. Lineage: Eukaryota; Viridiplantae; Streptophyta; Magnoliopsida; Lamiales; Lamiaceae. Gene Ontology annotation, molecular function: protein binding. Bases 7 to 2823 code for a protein of 938 amino acids. The transcript has 2 exons.